AUGGCUCGUCAGCUGCAGGAUUCGCCGGAUCAAGACGACAGCGGAUCGAACGGGCUGAAGAGGAAAGCCGACGACGGCCAGUCGCAGUCGCAACAACGAGCUCGCCGGAAUCGAUAUGUCUCGAUUGCCUGUAACGAGUGCAAGCGUCGCAAGAUCAAGUGCAAUGGACAAACUCCGUGUCAGCGAUGCGGAAACCUCAAUCUCGAGUGCGUGUAUGCACCGAAUUGCUGCGCGGGCUUCAAGGACUCGCAGGAAUAUAAGGAAAUGACCUCACAGAUUUCCAUGUUGCAAGAGCAGGUCAAUUCGUUAUGGGAUACAAUGAACGCCAUGCGUGCGCAGAUGAGUGGUGGUGUGGCAAUGGGACAGCAAAUGCCGCAGCAGCAGAUGACACCGAUCGAUCCUUCUCUACACCAUUCACAGAGCAAUCAGCCGACAUUUCGAGGACCCACGAGUUCGGCGUUCAACAUUGGAGUCGCUAAGAACAGCCUCGAGACGAUGGGAAUCACAAGUCAAAGCGAAGAGGACGUCAGUGGUAGUGGUGGUGCGGGAACAGGAACUACAGAAGCCAGUCCGGAGCCACCUCGAUCGAGUGGGCAGUUGCUCCCCACUACGCACCAGAGCAAAGAUCCACUAUGGAGCAUACCCCAGGAAGAGGCGCUGCGCCUAUGUCGAGUCUUCGAAGACGAGAUGGGCUUAAUGUAUCCUGUCAUUGAUAUUAAUAAAGUUCUGGACCAUGCCACGAAGCUGUACCGCUUCAUGGAGGCGGCUCAUCGAACAGGGCUUAUGCAGCAAGGAAUGCCAGGCGCGGACGCAAUUGACGAUGAAGAGACUAACAUUCUCAAGCUUGUACUGGCUACGGCAUUGACGACGGAAGCGUCUGGACGGAGUGAUCUUGGACAGAGGCUCUUCGAGGUCGUGCAGCCUGCAGUGGAGAAUCUGAUGCUGGGCAAUUGCGGCGUGAAUGCUAUCCGAAUUCUCGUGAUGGCGGCGAUGUAUGAAUUUCACCGAGACAACGAAGGCGCCUCAUGGCGUAUCAUUGGCAUCACUGCACGUCAAUGCCUUGAGCUCGGGCUUCAUCGGAGAGAAACAUACGACGCCAUGCAGGACGAUGCAGAAAAGUCGGAAAUCAUUCUGCUUUUCUGGGCGAUCUACGUGCUGGAUCGCCGCUGGAGCUUUGGGACCGGCAUGCCCUUUGCCAUGCAGGACUCCGACAUCAGCCCAAGACUCCCUAAGCCGGAAGACCGUUCGCCCUAUCUAAGCGCGAUGAUCCAGUAUUCAGCGCUCAGCAGCAAAGUGUGGCGAUCUGUUGCGUCGCCUUCGUCGCCUUCGCGAGGUGGGGCGCCCAUUGAUACGGACAAUAUGGAGUAUCUCGAUUAUCAGGUCGUACAAUGGCACCGCCAAAUCCCCGCUCAUCUGCGUUACGAGCAUCCCUCACAGUUACAAAACGGAAGCGUCGCUACGCCUACAGGUGGAGCGUCAUCUCGCGCAGCUCAUCGAUUACGGAUUCUCCUUUACAUCCGAGCAAAUCAGAUGCGAAUCCUGAUAUACCGACCCAUCUUACAUUCGGCGACGUCGAUUAUGAGCCACCGAGAGCGCGCACAGACUGUGGUGGACGUCGCCAAAGACACUGUCCGCGUGCUCACACACGUCAAUCAGACCACUGAUCUAUACAGCAGCCAGCAGAUGACCUUCAACGCGUUCUUGACAUCAGCUCUGGCUGUACUGUUCCUUGCGGUCAGCCAUACACCAGCGCUGUUCGGUGAGAGCGUGCGCGAGGAAUUUUACAUGGCGCUUGAGCUGGUGCGAGGUUUCUCAAAGGGCUCGUGGAUAUCGAAGAGGUUAUGGAAGACAAUUCGCGUGCUGAAAGAGGUUGGACCGAGACUGGGCUUGGUAGUGAAGGAGAACGCUCUCGCCAUGGGCCCGAUGCGCUCGUCGAGAGAUGACCUUGAUCCGAGUCGCUCUGCAGCUGUUGCAAUGGCAGGGCUUGCCGGUCACAACGUCGACGAGAUGUCGUUGUUCAACGGUGUACCGCAACAGCGCAAUCAGUGGGGGUCCAUCGCGGCGGCGAGCAGCAGUCCCGAGAACAUGGCCGCCGAUCUGACCAGUCUGUUCGAGGCAGCAGGUGGUUAUCAGGCAUUGGAAAGCAUGAAUGGCGGCCAUGAGAUGUCACACAGUAUGGAUGGCUUCCCUGGCGAUGAAGGACUGACUAAUAUUCUGAACGAGCUCUUUGAGCGGCAAGGAUGA
Molecule: messenger RNA, 2244 nt
Organism: Zymoseptoria tritici IPO323
Lineage: Eukaryota; Fungi; Ascomycota; Dothideomycetes; Mycosphaerellales; Mycosphaerellaceae
Product: fungal transcriptional regulatory protein
Exons: 3
Coding region: 1-2244 (747 amino acids)
Biological process (GO): positive regulation of transcription from RNA polymerase II promoter by galactose; DNA-templated transcription
Cellular component (GO): nucleus
Molecular function (GO): RNA polymerase II cis-regulatory region sequence-specific DNA binding; DNA-binding transcription factor activity, RNA polymerase II-specific; zinc ion binding
Source: RefSeq, a predicted model, not a curated record